Molecule: messenger RNA, 1716 nt
Organism: Cyprinodon tularosa
Lineage: Eukaryota; Metazoa; Chordata; Actinopteri; Cyprinodontiformes; Cyprinodontidae
Product: twinfilin-2-like
Exons: 11
Coding region: 414-1520 (368 amino acids)
Biological process (GO): positive regulation of neuron projection development; barbed-end actin filament capping; regulation of lamellipodium assembly
Cellular component (GO): myofibril; actin filament; cytoplasm
Molecular function (GO): actin filament binding; actin monomer binding
Source: RefSeq, a predicted model, not a curated record
ACACGCAACACAGAAGCAGCUUCUGGAAACAGUGUUUUGACCUCUGGUGAGAACAUCUUCGGUUCUCCACACUGACCCAAGACAAGACGGGGAGCGACCCACUUAGGACUCCCCCACCGAGACCAUUAACGCUGCUGCCAUCGAUACGUGAAGCGUUUCAGAUCACUCAUUGGGGAGGCAUAUCCACUGACAGGCACGUUAUUACUCAUUGGCCGCACUUCCGUAGAUUGUGUUUCAGACGUUAGGGAGCUCCCGAGUCAUCCUCCAGGCGUUUAUGUCACUUGUACGUGUGGCUGCAUCUGUCUGCCAUCGGAGGAGAGGCCACUCACCUGCAGAGAGAGAACUCUGAAGACCUGGAAGGGGUCUCUGUUGCAUGAUAGGUACAGCAAACUGUGAACACUGACUGUCAAAAGAUGUCCCACCAAACUGGAAUUAAUGCAACACCCGAGCUUAAACAGUUCCUGGCUCGAGCAAGAAGAGGUUACAUCAGAAUAAUGAAGAUCAUAAUCAGCAAUGAGGAGUUGGUGUUAGAUUCAUACAGAGAGCCUGCCCAGAGCUGGGACAAGGACUUUGAUCAGUUUCUGCUUCCUCUUCUAAAGCCUCAGGAGCCCUGUUACAUCCUUUACCGUCUGGAUUCCCAGAAUGCACAGGGACACGAGUGGAUAUUCAUUGCAUGGUCGCCUGACCAAUCACCAGUGCGGCAGAAGAUGAUGUACGCUGCAACCCGUGCCACAUUGAAGAAAGAGUUUGGAGGAGGUCACAUCAAAGAUGAAAUGUUCGGCACAGUCGAGGAUGAUCUGUGCUUUCAGGGAUAUAUACGCCACAGAGCCUCCUGUUCCUCUCCAGCUCCUCUUACAGCAGCCGAACAAGAGCUCCAACGAAUAAAAGUCACUGAGGAUAAAGUGGUCUUGGAUGAACGGAGAAGAAUCGGAACCCCAACGGCACGAGCAAGGGUCACAAUGGAGUUUGGUUUAGACAGGAGGACUCAGACUCUUCAGGGUCUUGCCUUCCCUUUACAAGAAGAUGCCAAACGAGCUCUGCAGCAACUAAAGCAGAAACGAAUCAACUACAUUCAGCUGAAGCUGGAUGUGGAAAAAGAGACGAUUGAGUUGGUUCACACCAAACCCACAGAAACCCACGAGCUUCCCUUCAGGAUUCCUACAGAUUCUCCUCGAUAUCACUUCUUCAUCUUCAAGCAUUCCCAUCAAGGCCAGAUUCAGGAGGCGCUGGUCUUUAUAUACUCGAUGCCUGGCUACACCUGCAGCAUCAAGGAGCGGAUGCUGUACUCUAGCUGUAAGAAUAGGUUACUGGAGGAGGUGGAGAGAGACUAUCACUUGGAAGUCACCAAGAAGAUGGAGAUAGACAGCGGCGAUGGGCUGACAGAAGACUUUCUCUAUGAGGAGGUUCAUCCCAUAGAGCACACCUUAAAGCAGGCUUUCGCUAAGCCCCAUGGACCAGGAGGGAAGAGGGGCAGCAAACGCCUCAUCAAGGAGAGGGGAGAGAACGGGGGGGAGAAUUAGACAUCACACCCAAAAAAUAUCUGCAAGCAAUUUUAGAAAUAUUGAAUACUGAUUGCCUGUUAUUUCCAUGUUAAGUUUUUUGUCACUUGUUCUAUAUUGCUAUUCAAAGAUAAUUUUUGAAAGUAAAAUUAAGUAAGGUGUAGAUCUGUCCUAAAGGUAAAACUAAUAAGUCACUAUAAAGAUGUGUCUAAAGGCU